AUGAGCGAUCUACAGCGAGCCUGGGCGCGAUCAAAGCUUGGGAUUCCCGCGGAGCCUUUUGAGGAGCUGGACGAGGCGGAGGAGGACCAGGUGCCGGAGCUGCCAGAAGGAGUCGACGACGAUUCCUCUUCGGCCUCAUCGGCCUCGUCGGUAUCGUCUACGGGGACAAUUAUCCCGACGCCGAGCCAGAGGCUCUUUGCUCGCCCCCAAGGCGUCGCAAGGGGCAGAACGCUGGAGCAGAUCCCGUGGACCACUUACUUUGAGCGAGAGCUGUUUCUAAAGUCUGAUGCCAACCCAGAGGUGACUUACCAUGUCUACCUCAACUCACCGGUAGAAAAGGGGCCCUUGUACGUGAUGCAUCACGGCGCCGGAUCCUCUGGGCUCUCGUUUGCGGUGGUGGGCUCUGAAAUAAGAAAACGACUGCCAAAUGCUGGCAUACUGGCAGUCGACUGCAGAGGUCAUGGUUCCACAACUGCUCCUGACGGCGCGGCCUUGGACCUGCGGCUGGAUACGUUGUCAUCUGACCUUUUCGCCAUGAUUGAGGCCACGAAAGCGCAGAUGGGCUGGCCAGAGCUGCCCCCUAUAGUUCUCGUGGGCCACUCGCUAGGGGGUGCUGUGGUAACAGACCUCGCCAUGAGUAAAAAGCUGGGCACAUCUCUCCUGGCAUAUGCAGUGCUUGAUGUUGUUGAAGGCUCUGCCAUGGACGCACUUCAGAGCAUGCAAACAUACUUGUCCACGCGGCCGGGAGGGUUUGCAACUGUCGAGUCGGGCAUUGACUGGCACAUCAGAACUCGAACUGUGAGAAACUCUCUCUCUGCUAGAGCUUCAGUACCGGCCUUGUUGGUAUGGGACGAGAGCCGAGAUGCGUCUCGCCCAUGGAGAUGGAGAACAAAUCUUGCAGCUACACAACCAUUUUGGGAAGAUUGGUUUGUAGGGCUGAGUAAGAAGUUCUUGGGGGCACGCGGGGGGAAACUUUUGCUGCUUGCUGGCACAGAUCGACUAGAUACGGAGUUGACGAUUGGGCAGAUGCAAGGUAAAUACGCUCUGCAAGUAUUCCCGGAUGCCGGACAUUUUAUCCACGAGGAUAAGCCAGAGCAAACAGCCAUGACUCUGGUGGAUUUUUACCGCAGAAACGAUAGGAGUGCGUUGGUUCUGCCGCCCAAAGUCUCUGAGCUCUUGAAGCAGGGGAAGAAGGUAUAA
This is a messenger RNA of Trichoderma gamsii, 1200 nucleotides long. Its product is annotated as protein phosphatase methylesterase 1. Gene Ontology annotation, molecular function: protein methylesterase activity. Bases 1 to 1200 code for a protein of 399 amino acids. Gene Ontology annotation, biological process: protein demethylation. The record is from RefSeq and is a predicted model, not a curated record. NCBI's taxonomy places the organism in Eukaryota, Fungi, Ascomycota, Sordariomycetes, Hypocreales, Hypocreaceae. The transcript is spliced from 3 exons.